This is a messenger RNA of Xenia sp. Carnegie-2017, 1157 nucleotides long. Its product is annotated as galactose-3-O-sulfotransferase 2-like. Gene Ontology annotation, cellular component: membrane. NCBI's taxonomy places the organism in Eukaryota, Metazoa, Cnidaria, Anthozoa, Malacalcyonacea, Xeniidae. Gene Ontology annotation, biological process: glycolipid biosynthetic process. Gene Ontology annotation, molecular function: galactosylceramide sulfotransferase activity. The record is from RefSeq and is a predicted model, not a curated record. The transcript is spliced from 3 exons. The coding region runs from base 91 to 783 and encodes 230 amino acids.
AUUAUGACACAUAUAUUAUAGGACGCCUUCUUCAUCGCCGUGCUUUAUGACCCUGUUCAACUGAAAUAUUCUGAACCCAUUCAGCAUGAAAUGUUGAAAAAGUUUACAGUCACGAAAAGGCUUAACUUCAUCAAAAAUCCAUUAAAAACCGAAACAGUUUUUGGCCAGGAAAAUACAAAUGUGAUUACGUCGGUGUUUCUCUGCCCGGAAAGAGCUAGUAAGGGAAAUUGCAACGUAACUGCAAAAAAGGCCAUCAGCAAAAUUCACACUCAGUUUGAUUUGGUUUUGAUCGGAGAUCAUUUAGAUGAGUCAUUAAUUCUCAUGAAAAAUUAUUUAAACUGGUCCAUAACCGAUGUGACGUACACUUCAAGUAAGAACGAGUUUCAUCUUGGUGUUGCGCCAACACUCAUUCAGAACCAAAUCAACAAAAGUAAAAAAUUCGAUCAAGUUAUUUAUGAACAUUUUAAUAAAUCGUUUUGGGAGCAAGUUGCGACUUACAGCCUAAAUUUCAAAGCAGACGUUCAAAGGCUACGAAUUUUAAACCAAAAGUUGAAAGGCCAGUGUCAGCGACCUAAUGGUAUUAAAGAAAGUGGAGAUGGUAAAGACGUGUGUCGUAAAAUGCAAUGGGCUGAUAAGGAAUAUGUUGCGUACUUCAAAAAGAAAUAUGUUGAAGUUUCCCACGAAGGUUUGAAUCUUGGAUUGAUUGAUCUGAAGAAAUCACUUAAGAUCUACUUCAAUAUGACAGUGAAAGAAAUUGAAAAAUACUUUGGUUACAAACAAUGAGAAUUUGAUGUCUGACACCAGUGUUUUUAAAAUUUACUUCCUUUGUUGAACGAGGUUUUCGAAAUUUGAAAGGUGAUGUAGCUUUUCUAUUGAAAUGUGACCUGAUGAAAUGAAAAGAAAAUUAUUCAGUAAUUGCACCGAUCUAAAAUAUCUUUAACACAUUAAUAUACAGGUUUAGCAGGUCGUAUAAAAAUCUCCUUGAUUAUAGUUAAUUAAUUUUUUACAUAAGUACAUUUGUUGAUGAAUUAUUUCUUCAGUUCGCCAUUACGGUAACAAUACAUGACAUCAAAGAUAAAACAGCUUAACGCUAAAUUGUAUAAAUGUCUAUAACUCUCAUAGAAAUAAUUAAAAAUGUUUGAAUUUGUUUUAAAAAA